AUUUUACGAAGUGUGUCUCUCUUCCUUCUGUCUCUCUUCACUGUUUGGUCAGUUUCGCGAUAAUAAUUAUUAGUUUUGUUCGGAAAAUUAAUAAUUAAAAUGUUUUAGUGAAACGAUAAUGGUGUUCUAGCAUUUGUUAUUCAUUAAUAAUACCUUUCGAGUUGUGUAACAGUACCUUACGUGAUGGGUUCACAAAAGAACGAAAGUGUUAAUCCAACCGUUGCAGCGGAUGCCAAAACGACACCUGUAUGUGGUAAAGUUAUAUUAUCGUUAGAAAAUUGUCUUCUGUCGCCCGAGAAAUUGGAAAAAUCGCCCUCAGUGAACGAUGGUCUAGAUCCAGAAACAGAAUUCGAUUUGAGAGUGAUAGGAUGCGAGUUGAUUCAGACUGCUGGAAUAUUAUUGAAAUUACCUCAGGUUGCGAUGGCUACCGGUCAAGUUCUAUUCCAAAGAUUUUACUAUUGUCGAAGUUUCGUUCGUCAUCCCAUGGAUGUCACUGCUAUGGGAUGCGUAUAUCUAGCGUCUAAAAUCGAAGAAGCGCCUAGAAGAGUUCGCGAUGUGAUAAAUGUGUUUCACCACAUACGACAAGUUCGAUGUCAAAAACCAAUCGCACCUUUAAUUUUGGACGAAACCUACAUUAAGCUUAAAGAAGAUGUGAUUCGAGCGGAAAGACGAAUUCUUAAGGAACUCGGCUUCUGCGUACAUGUCAAACAUCCUCAUAAGCUGAUUGUGAUGUAUCUUCAAAUCUUGAACUUCGCCGAAAACAAGCUGUUGAUGCAGAAAGCUUGGAACUACAUGAACGAUUCGUUGCGUACCGAAGUCUUUCUACGAUAUUCGCCGGAAACGGUGGCCUGCGCGUGCAUUUACUUGAGUGCUAGAGUAUUAAGAAUCCCGUUACCUAAAAGUCCGUCUUGGUUUGUGAUAUUCGGCGUCAAAGAAGAAGAUAUUAUCGACGUAUGCAGGCGUAUAGUGAAUUUAUAUAGUAGGGAAAAGAUUGAUCCAGAUGUCCUUGAAGGCAGAGUGAAAUUAUUAAGGGAUAAGUACAAAGAAGAGAAAGAGAAGAAAGAUAAAAUUCGUAACAAUAACGCCGUCGUCUCCGGUAGUAAUACGCCGAAUAGUACUUCUUCGAUAACAGUUCCGUUAAAAACAUCACCGUCGCCUCCUGCUCCUACCAAGAUUAUUACCACUACUACAACCACCACUACCACAACGAAUCACUUAGGAAAACGACGAAGCAGAUCGAGAUCGAGAGGCAGAAGCCCAUCGCCAAAGAAAAAAUCCAAAAAAUAUAGCAGAAAAUACGAUAGUCCGAACGACCGGAAACGUGAUAUUAGUCCAAUAAGCAAGAAGUACUCGUCGAGUAGUCCGUCGACAAAGAAGCACCGUGAUAUUAGUCCUGUAAGCAAAAAGUACUUGAACAGCGGUAGUCCGGUGAGCAAAAAGUACUCGAGCAGCAGCAGUCCGGUGAGUAGAAAAUACACUAGUACCAACAACAGCUCGCCGCCUCCGACCAGCAAGAAAUACGCUUCUAGUCCGGUACACAGCAGCGGCGAUCGAGACCGACGAAAAUACGCCAGCAGCGAUAGUCCUCCGGUGCGCAGCAGUAAGAAAUACACGAGCGGCGAUAGUCCGUCGGUGAAGAGGAGUAAAAAAUACACCGACAGCGAUAGCCCUCCGGUGAGGAGAAGCAAGAAAUACACCAGUAGUCGAGAUACCAGUCCUAUAUCGAGCAAGAAGUACGAUCUAAGUCCUAUCUAUACCAAGAAAUACUACAGUAACAGUAGUCCGGUCUCGAAGUGGUCUUCGUAUUACAACAAAAAGGACUAUAGGGUUAAAAAUCGCACCUAUAAGAAGAAACGUAAGGAUUAACGAUGAUUUUAAUUUUUUUUUCUGUUUUUUUGUCGCGAUCAUACUACUUUUUGUACCGUUGUUGCGUUAUUGUUGGAUCGCGAAUCUGUGUCAAUUGUUCGGCCAAGAUUUAUAUGUACUAUUCUUUUUAAUAUUUUGCUGCAAAUACGCGUCGAGUCGCGUACUUUUCGGCGUACCUUGUUUUUGACUGUUGUUUUUUUUUUUAUUAUUUAUUGAUAUUUUUUUGUACUAUCGUGUAAUGUUCGCCUUGUUGUACGAAGAACGUCUUCGUUUUUAGAGAGGACGGAUUUCGUUUUUACCAUUUGCAUUAUUUAUGAAACAUGAUUGGAGAAAUGGAAGAUACGAGAUAUAUUUCCGUGUACGUAGAAUUCGAGUAAUGAUACAGAGUUGUAAUGUCGAUUGCUCUUGUUACGUAUCGAUUUGUAUUUUUCCAAUUGUGUUGGUUUUUUCUUUAUAUUUAUUUUUAUAAAAUACUUUCACGAUUGCGUUUCGAUCGCGAUCGUUAUUUAGCUAAAUGAUCGUUUUACUUAAAUUAUAGAUGUACUGAUCUCUCGAACGAACUCGCGAUAUGCGGCGAUCGAAUUGGCAAUCGUGGUACGUAUUCGUUGUCGUAUUAUGUAAAAUGUUGUCUUCGAAAUUAUUUAAUUUUUUUUUCAAAUUUUGUAAAUCGUCGUGAUGAUAAUAGAGGAACGAUUUUUUUCGUACUUGAAACAUUAUUAACGAAAAAUCAAAGUACAUAUCUAAAUUUAUCUGAGAAAAAUUACGUGAAAUUUUGAACGAUCGGUUCGAUUUGAUUGAUUGAAUUUCGUUUCUGUAUUUCAAUUUCAUGAUAAUAAUAUGUUUUGUAUUAAAGUAGAAUUAUUCGCGUAUCCUGAAGGUCAACGUUUUUAAUUCGUCUAUAAAAUACCAUUGUUUUUUUCUCUCUUUUGUAAAACUUAUCGAUGAUAUUUGUAUGUAUUUAAACGUACGUGCAUGUACGAUGAUGAUGACAUCGGAUAAUUAUUUUGUAAAUAUAAUUUUUUUCUAAAUGGAA
Planococcus citri (citrus mealybug) is the source of this 2899-nucleotide messenger RNA. Its product is annotated as cyclin-L2-like. Gene Ontology annotation, biological process: regulation of transcription by RNA polymerase II. The coding region runs from base 184 to 1866 and encodes 560 amino acids. Gene Ontology annotation, cellular component: nucleus. The transcript is spliced from 7 exons. Lineage: Eukaryota; Metazoa; Arthropoda; Insecta; Hemiptera; Pseudococcidae. Gene Ontology annotation, molecular function: cyclin-dependent protein serine/threonine kinase regulator activity. The record is from RefSeq and is a predicted model, not a curated record.